CUCCCCGAGCGGCUCGCUGGAGCCCUUCGCCCCAACUACUUGGAAAGUUCUCCUUCGGGCGGAACCUGCCGCCGUCAGACCGCGCCCCUGCGCGCGGGACCAGCUCUUGAACUCCGCGGCGCGCCCCCGGGGUCCACCUUGCGCCGCCCCGCGCGCAGGCGAGGAGCAGCUGCCGGGAAACCCUAUGAACUCUCCAGAAAGGGCGUGACGAAGGGUCCUGCGGGGCGCGGUCCCGUCCGUCCCGGUCCCUGUCGGUGGAGCUCUCGGGCUGCAGAACAGAAGAGCGCUGGAUGAUGAGCCUGUGGCCUCUGGGGAUCUCUGCGCGGUAAUGCCAGCACAUGACCAGGGUCGGAUUUGAUUCCAUCAUCCACAUCAUCUGGCUCAAAACCACCUGUAACUCCAGUUCCUGGGCAUCCAAUACACAACCUCUUCUGACCUCCACAGGAUGUUUGACACACGGGGAAUGAGGUGCUGCCAUUGGAGGUGGAAGCCAAGUGCCCUUCUGCUCCUGUUUGCUUUGUGUAUUAUGUGUAUUCCUCUCUCAGUGUGUGGAUGUGGCAACUGCAGGAUGGUCCUUUCCAAUCCUUCUGGGACCUUCGCCUCUCCUUGCUACCCUAAUGACUACCCUAACGCCCAGUCUUGCUCGUGGACCCUCCAAGCCCCUACCGGCUACAUCAUUCAGAUAACGUUUAAUGACUUCGAUGUUGAGGAAGCUCCCAAUUGCAUCUAUGACUCACUAUCCCUUGAUAAUGGAGACAGCCAGACAAAAUUGUGUGGAGUAACUGCCAAAGGCAUGUCAUUUAACUCAAGUGUGAAUGAGAUGCACGUGUCUUUUUCAAGUGACUUUAGCAUCCAGAAGAAAGGUUUCAAUGUCAGCUACAUCAGAGUUGCCGUGUCCUUAAGGAAUCAAAAGGUCAUUUUGCCCCAGACAUUAGAUGCUUACCAGGUAUCAGUUGCAAAAAGUGUCUCCAUUAAGGAGUUCAGUGCAUUCACACUCUGCUUUGAAGCCUCCAAAGUUGGCAAUGAAAAUGAUGACUGGAUAGCUUUUUCCUACUCAGACGAGUCCCUUACACAGUUGCUCAGUUUUGAAAAGGUCGACAAUGGGUACUUCCUGUUCAUUUCUGGAUCCAGAUGCUUGUUGAACCCUGCGUUACCUGUGAAGGAGAACGAAGACAUCUUCACUGAAAGUUUUGAGCAGCUCUGUCUUGUGUGGGAUGAUACUUUUGGCUCCAUUGGUGUAAAUUUCAAAAAGAACUAUGAAACAGUUCCAUGUGUUUCGACCAUCGGUUCUUUCAUACCUGGGGAUGGGACAUUGCUGUUGGGCUCUGACAGAGUUGGAAUUGCCUCUCUAAAGGGCAGCAUCUAUAACUUUCGACUUUGGAAUUUCACAAUGGAUAUGAAAGCCCUCUCUAACCUCAGCUGUAGUGUGUCUGGGAAUGUCGUGGACUGGCACAACGACUUUUGGAGCAUCUCAACCCAGGCUCUGAAAGCAGAGAACAACCUGAGCUGUGGUUCCUACCUGAUCCCGCUCCCCGCAGCAGAGCUCGCGAACUGUUCACAUCUGGGGACUCUUUGUCAAGCUACUGUAAACCCUCCUAGUACUACAUCACCCACUGUCACCACUAAUAUACCUGUUACUAACAGAAUCCAUAAACCAAAGAAUGAUGGAAUAAUGUACAGAAUAUCUGUUGUGAUUCACAAUGACCUUAAUCACCCUGAAGCAAAAGUACAGAGCAAGGUAGCGGAGUGGCUCAAUUCAACCUUCCAGAACUGGAACUACACUGUUUAUGUAGUUAAUAUAAGCUUUCACAAAGGCAUGGGAGAGGACAGGAUUAAAGUCAAGAGAGACACCAUGGAUGAUGACAAAAGGUUGGUGCUGUGGGCCCUUCUAGUCUACAAUGCCACCAAUAACAUCAACCUGGAGGGAGAGAUGAUUGAAAAGAAGCUGCUCACAAACAACGCGUCGCUAGAGGAUGGCCUGAGGCUGCACACAGUCGACGUGAAGCAGCUGGGUAUGUGCAGUGCCUUGGAGGAUCCAGAGGGCGUUAGCUGGCCGGCCAGUUUACCUUCUGUCUACAAGCAACCAUGUCCAAACAAGCCUGGCUUUUUUAUGACACGGACAUGCCUUUCUAAUGCAACGUCAACCUUCUGGAGCCCCAUUGAUGCCUCCAACUGUUCAAGACAAUCAAAUGAAGUGGCCAAUGAGAUAUUAGACUUAACUAGUGAUGGGCAGAACCUAACCUCAGCCAAUAUUAACAGCAUUGUAGAACAGGUCAAAAGGAUCGUGAACAAAGAAGAAAAUAUUGACAUAACGCUUGGCUCCACCCUAAUGAAUAUAUUUUCUAAUAUCUUAAGCAGUUCGGAUAGUGAUUUGCUUGAGUCUUCUACUGAAGCUCUAAAAACAAUUGAUGAGCUAGCCUUCAAAAUAGACCUGAAUAGUACCCCUCGCGUGAAUAUUGAGACACAGAAUUUGGCUCUUGGAGUCUCAUCCCUGAUCCCAGGAGUGAAUGCACCUUCAAAUUUUAGCAUUGGCCUUCCAAGCAAUAAUGAAUCAUACUUCCAGAUGGACUUUGAGAAUGGCCAGACAGAUCCAUUGGCCUCUGUGAUUUUGCCUCCAACCCUGCUUGAGAAUUUAAGUCAAGAAGAUUCUUUAUCGGUCAGAAGAGCACAGUUCACUUUCUUCAACAAAACUGGACUUUUCCAGGAUGUUGGAUCUCAAAGAAAAAUUCUAGUGAGUUAUGUGAUGGCAUGCAGCAUUGGAAACAUUACUAUCCAGAAUCUGAAAGAUCCAGUUCAAAUCAGGAUCAAACACACCAGAACGCAGGAAGUGCAUCGUCCCAUCUGUGCCUUCUGGGAUCUGAACAAAAACAAAAGUUUUGGAGGAUGGAACACCUCAGGAUGUGUUGCACACUCUGACUCAGUUGCUGGUGAGACCAUCUGCCUGUGUAACCACUUCACUCACUUUGGAGUCCUGAUGGAUCUUCCAAGGAGUGCCUCGCAAAUAGAUGGGAGAAAUACAAAAGCCCUCACUUUCAUCACCUAUAUUGGAUGUGGAAUAUCAGCUAUUUUCUCAGCAGCAACUCUCCUAACAUAUGUUGCUUUUGAGAAGCUGCGCAGGGAUUAUCCCUCCAAAAUCCUGAUGAAUCUGAGCUCAGCCCUGCUCUUCCUGAACCUCAUCUUCCUCCUGGAUGGCUGGAUCACUUCUUUUGGUGUGGCUGGACUCUGCACGGCUGUGGCUGCACUGCUGCAUUUUUUCCUCCUGGCUACCUUCACCUGGAUGGGGCUGGAAGCCAUCCACAUGUACAUCGCUCUUGUAAAAGUAUUUAACACUUACAUCCACCGCUACAUUCUAAAAUUCUGCAUCAUUGGCUGGGGUCUGCCGGCUUUGAUUGUGUCAGUCACUCUAGUGAGCAGAAAACAAAAUGAAGUGUAUGGAAAGGAAAGUUAUGGGAAGGAGGCGGAGGAUGAAUUCUGCUGGAUUCAGGAUCCUGUGGUAUUUUAUGUGAGCUGUGCUGGAUACUUUGGAGUCAUGUUCUUCCUGAAUGUUGCCAUGUUCAUUGUGGUCAUGGUACAGAUCUGUGGGAGAAACGGAAAGAGAAGCAACCGGACCCUGAGAGAAGAGGUUUUAAGAAACCUGCGCAGUGUGGUCAGCCUGACCUUCCUGUUGGGCAUGACAUGGGGUUUUGCUUUCUUUGCCUGGGGACCCUUAAAUAUCCCUUUCAUGUACCUCUUCUCCAUCUUCAAUUCAUUACAAGGCUUAUUUAUAUUCAUCUUCCACUGUGCAAUGAAGGAGAACGUUCAGAAGCAGUGGAGGCGUCACCUCUGCUGCGGCAGAUUUCGGCUAGCAGACAACUCGGAUUGGAGUAAGACAGCUACCAAUAUCAUCAAGAAGAGCUCUGAUAACCUGGGGAAAUCAUUAUCUUCAAGUUCCAUUGGCUCCAAUUCAACGUAUCUCACGUCCAAAUCAAAAUCCAGCUCCAAUACCUAUUUCAAAAGAAACAGCCACUCAGACAGCACUUCCAUGGACAAAUCCUUGUCAAAACUGACCCAUGCUGGUGGAGAACAGAUGUCAAUCAUCCCCGUCCAUCAGGUUAUUGAUAAGGUCAAGGGUUACUGUAAUGCUCAUUCAGAUAACUUCUAUAAAAAUAUUAUCCUGUCAGAUACCUUCAGCCACAGCACAAAGUUCUAAUGUCACCAAUAUGAGAGAAAAGAAAAAGAAAACCUGUCUGGAGAAGUGUGAAGCAUUACCAGCAGCAAAAGCUAUGACCGGCAGAAGUCAACAUGCUGUUCCCUAGGUAACUGCAGCGCUUCGAGAACUGCAUCUUGUUAUGGAAGCUUCUGUGAGGUGCAGAAUUCAUCUUUUCAGAAUAUUCCUUCUGUGGACUAGCUUCGUCA
Acomys russatus (golden spiny mouse) is the source of this 4395-nucleotide messenger RNA. It is a transcript of the gene Adgrg6, whose product is annotated as adhesion G protein-coupled receptor G6. Bases 446 to 4189 code for a protein of 1247 amino acids. The record is from RefSeq and is a predicted model, not a curated record. NCBI's taxonomy places the organism in Eukaryota, Metazoa, Chordata, Mammalia, Rodentia, Muridae. Gene Ontology annotation, biological process: cell surface receptor signaling pathway; myelination in peripheral nervous system; adenylate cyclase-activating G protein-coupled receptor signaling pathway. Gene Ontology annotation, cellular component: membrane. The transcript is spliced from 26 exons. Gene Ontology annotation, molecular function: G protein-coupled receptor activity; laminin binding.